This is a messenger RNA of Helianthus annuus (common sunflower), 550 nucleotides long. Its product is annotated as protein RESPONSE TO LOW SULFUR 3. NCBI's taxonomy places the organism in Eukaryota, Viridiplantae, Streptophyta, Magnoliopsida, Asterales, Asteraceae. The transcript has a single exon. The coding region runs from base 78 to 362 and encodes 94 amino acids. Gene Ontology annotation, biological process: cellular oxidant detoxification. The record is from RefSeq and is a predicted model, not a curated record.
CCAAAAUUUUCAUUCUUUCAUUACCAAUCAACGCAAAGCAUUGCGGUUCUGUCGGAACAAAACCACCGAAGAAGACGAUGGCGGAGGAGGAGGAGGUGUUGAGAAGGAGGAACGAGGAACUAGAGAGAGAAUUGAAAAGGAGUCUAGAGAGAGAAGAGAAGAUGAAGAUGGAGCUGCAGAAGACGUGGGAGCGGCUGCGCGUGGCGGAGGACGCGGAGGAGCGUCUGUGUUCUCAGCUGGGAGAGCUUGAAGCUGAGGGUGUGGAUCAGGCGCGUGCAUACAGAGAGCGUCUGGUAAUGUUGAUGGAACAGCUUUCGGUUGCUCAGAAGAUUAUUGAAUCGGCUUCUGUUCAGAGAUCAUGAACGGGUUUAUAAAAAAGGAUGUGUUUAUGUUUUGAAAGGACAUAUACAGAAUGUAAAUUUGAUUUCGUUGGCCACCAAGGUGUGUAAAACAUUAUUUUUUCAUGUGAGAUUAGGGUUUGGGUUUUGGUGUAAAAAAAUAUAUAGAAUUACCAGAUUAUAUUGGUGUAAAAAAAGUUUAUUGUGUUUUC